AUGGCUACAAGACAAAAUACAAAUCCAAAUGAUUCGAAAAAGAAACUUAAAGAUAAAGAUAAAAAUAAAAACUCAGAUAAAAAUUCAAAAAAAAAAGGAUAAUCAAAAUCAAUAGUUAAUUAGGAACAAGUCUUGAAUUUAAGAUAGAGUUUUGAAACUUUGGUAAAAAACAAGUAAUAGUUUACUAAAAUUAGAGAGGAUCUUGAAAAGAUAAUCUAAAAUUAAGAAUGUAAAAUAAAGGAUCUGAAAUUAAAUGAAAAAAAUUUAGUGGAAGAAUUGAAAAGACAAGGUGAUAUUGCAAGAGAAGCACUCAAUAAAUUAUAUUAAAAUUAAUAAGAGAAUAAUAUAGAAAGAGAAAAGUUAAGAAAAUAUUAUGAAGGUAUACAACCGUUAAUUUAAUAGAUUAUUAUAAAACAAAGGAAUAAGAAGUAAUUUAAAAAUAUGAAGGAUUGAUGCAGUAAUCGAAUAUAACAAUUUCUGAUUAUCAAAAAAAAAUAAAAGAUUUUACAUUAAAAGAAUAAUAUUACUAAGAAGAAAUUGAAUUAUUAAAGAAAGCAUAGAAAAAUAUUUAAACUCCUAGAGAGAGAGUAAAAUAAAAUAAAAUAUUUUUUAUUAGAUUUAUUAGUAAUAAUUGAAUGAAAUGGAAUAAAAACUUUAUUAAACAAAUAAAAAUAAUGAACAAUUAAAAUUGUUGUAAAAUGAAAAUUCUAAUUUGUAUAUGAAGAUUGGUCAAAUAGAAAAAUAAUUGUCAAUAAAAAAUGAAAAAGAAAAGACUUUAAAAGAAUAAUUUAGUAAACAAAUAAAAGAAUUGUAAUAAGAAAUAAAUGUAAUUAUUUUAAUUAAUUAAUGAUUCUUUAGUAUUGGAAGAGUGAAAUGGAUAAAGUGAUAAGAUAGAAUAAUGCUGUAAUUUCUAAAUUAACACCAUAAAAGUUAAGAUAUUGA
Messenger RNA from Paramecium sonneborni, 942 nucleotides. The record is from the annotation of a GenBank genome assembly. Lineage: Eukaryota; Ciliophora; Oligohymenophorea; Peniculida; Parameciidae.